GUACCAUGCAUUGUAUAUUUUUAUCCUAACUUUGACAAGGAAAUCUAGACUAUAAUGCACAGACAUAAGUGUAUAGCAUUUUUAAAUUAGCUGCUUUUUUAGCUGCACAUAUAAGGAUGAAGUUUCUUCCUUCUGGAAUUCUGAUUUUCACAACAAAAUUUUCAGUUCAAAAGAAAAUACAAUUGAGAAAGAAAGCCAGGAUUUUGGAGUUAUAAUCACAGCAUUUCUACAGUCUGUAUCUGAUUUCAGCUUUGCAAAGAGGUUUUACCAUCGUACUUCACUAUGCACCUUGGCUCUGUUGGGUUUUACCUCCACGUCCUCCUCCUCUUCCAUCGUCUGAGCUCAGCUGCCCUGCAGGACGUGGAUGAAGUAACAGUGGAGGUUAUUACUAACAGCAGCCCCUGCAGCAGCACCUGUGGACUGGGGGUUAAAACUCAAACCUUGUGCUUAAUGGAAGAUGGCAAGACAGCAAUCGAGGAAACGAAAGAGGGAACACAGGUGUCGGAGGUGUGUCGUGUCCGUAAGGUGAGGUGUCUGGAUUCGUGGCAGUGUGGACUCAGGACGAUGACUGUGACUUCAGGACAGAAAGUGGAGAUCGACUGUCUGGGAGAAGUGAUGAAGGCAAUCAGGAGGUUCUCCUGGAGGGUGUCGUGGCGCUACGCCCGAGGAAUUAUCAGCUCUGACGACUCUCUCUUUGCUCACUGGGAAGCUCCUCAGCUGUACCGAGUGGUUCUGGACCCUGUCAGAGAGGAAGAUGCAGGUACAUAUCGCUGCGACGUCCAGGAUGCCAGCUUCCGCAGGGUGAAGAGGGCUUACUGGGGCAUUCGAGUUUUGCCUGUUGGGAUUCUCAACCUGGACUAUGAAAGCUCUCAGGCUCAGCAGGAGUCGACUGGAAACCGGCAGAGCCAGACUGUGCCAUGCCAAAGCCCACUUCUUCUUCUCAUGGUACAUUUUGGUGCAAUGUUUUGUUUUAUGGAAUAACAAAACAUUACUGUGUAACUAUCAUUGUAAAGAAUAAAUAGAUAUUAAAAUGCUU
This is a messenger RNA of Amphiprion ocellaris (clown anemonefish), 1036 nucleotides long. RefSeq names its product transmembrane protein 81 (gene tmem81). The record is from RefSeq and is a predicted model, not a curated record. NCBI's taxonomy places the organism in Eukaryota, Metazoa, Chordata, Actinopteri, Pomacentridae. The transcript is spliced from 5 exons. The coding region runs from base 283 to 981 and encodes 232 amino acids.